AUGUCUAGAUAUGGGAGUUGGUUAAGUGAGCUCCGCAGGAUUCAAUCCUGCGCCCCUCUGGGACACCUAAUAACCGAGGCUUCCUCCCAGGCCAAUGGGAGCCGUGCGAAGCUGCACGAGAUUACUAAUCGCAGAACCUCACCAUCCCCAACAUCUCGAACUUCUGGCGCGAACGAGCUUGAUUUCCACCAGCGCCAACUUGUCGUAGAACGGACGAACCACCUAAUCCAAUCAAAUCCAAUCCCUCAAGCCAAAGUUCGCCUGACUCCAACAAAUCAUGUGACCUGGACUGGAUCCCAGAUGUUUGGGCCGACGGUUGGAGCAACAUCAACCGACAACGGCCAGCACGCAGACACGGACAAGGAGAAUAUAGACAGCUAA
Molecule: messenger RNA, 381 nt
Organism: Histoplasma capsulatum G186AR
Lineage: Eukaryota; Fungi; Ascomycota; Eurotiomycetes; Onygenales; Ajellomycetaceae
Exons: 3
Coding region: 1-381 (126 amino acids)
Source: RefSeq, a predicted model, not a curated record